GUUUUGAGUUAGUUAGUAGGUGGCUUUUUUUCCGGCAUUAGUUAAGCUUCACUCACAUGAAAAAGAGAGCCAAUUUUUUGGCCAUGUAGUGCUGCUGCAUCUGCACUGCUUGCGUCGCACUGCGUCCUAUAAAGCCCAAUUCCACUUUCCUCGCGUGCGACAGGGCUUCGCGCCAUGUGCCAGCGGUGAAUCUCCAAUUUGCUUGGCCCCUGUGCAGGGAGUGGUUUCCGCUCCUGAAAGAUUUAGGGUGACACACCUCGCACCCGACACCGACGGUGCCCGCGCGACGUGAAAAAUUCACCACCGCCAAUCCUGCCAUGGCAAUCAAAGCUCUCACCAGGCCCCUAUUUGGCCGUCCCGGCAACAACCUAUCCAGUGGCAUCGUCGGGCUUGCCAACGUGGGAAAAUCCACCUUUUUCCAGGCCAUCACCAGGAGCAAGCUGGGAAACCCUGCAAAUUACCCGUUCGCGACCAUAAAACCCGAGGAAGCUAUCGUAACCGUGCAUUCUCCCAAACUGGACAGGCUUGCAGAACUCUACCUUUCCCAGAAGAGUAUCCCCUCGGUGCUGAGGAUCUACGACAUUGCGGGCCUUAUCAAGGGCGCCUCUGACAAUAAAGGACUCGGAAAUGCUUUUCUGUCCGAUAUACGAGCCGUGGACGGCAUCUUCCAGGUGGUUCGCGGGUUCCGAGACGACGAGAUCACCCACGUAGAGGGCGACGUCGACCCUGCACGAGACCUCACCAUCGUCCAGGACGAGCUUCUCCUGAAAGAUAUGGAGUUUAUAGAGAAUUCGCUCGACCGCAUAGCAAAGCAGCUGAAAAACAAACGAAACCGGCCAGCAGACGAAGUGGCCCGCUGGGAGGCCCAUCAGCAGACACUGGCCAUUGCGUACGACCAUCUGAUGGAAGGCCGACGCAUUUUGGACAAGCCGGACUGGACUGAUGACCAGAUCGAGGCGCUCAAUAGCUACUCGUUGCUGACCGCCAAACCAACUGUUUUUUUGCUCAAUAGCAGCAAAAAUGACUAUUUGCGCGGCGAAAACGAGUUUCUGCCACAUGUGCAGGACUGGGUGCGCCACAACGCGCCCGAGUCACCUGUGAUUUUGUUUUCAGCCGAAUACGAAACAGAGGCCGUGGAAUCGGGCGGUCCUUCUGCUAUUCCCCUAAUUGUGGAACAGAUGCGCCAGGCGUUGCAUCUCAUCAGCUUUUACACGUGCGGCCCCAUAGAGGCCCGGCAGUGGACCGUACGCAGAGGAACGCUAUGUCCGCAAGCGGCAGGAGUGAUCCACUCAGAUUUCGAGCGCACUUUCAUCAAUGCAGAGGUAAUCAAGUACCGCGACGUGGAGCAGCUGCCGGCCCCGCUUAACGAGAAGUUGCUGCGCUCGUCGGGCAAGAUCGCUCGCGUGGGCAAGAACUAUGUCGUGGAGGAUGGCGACAUCAUGCGCAUCAACGCGGCUGCCGCAAAACGAUAAUUGCUGUAUAUACACUACACCAUGUCUCUUAGCGAAUUGUAGUGCUCUCCGAGCCCGAAAACGUGCUGGUAGUACACGAGCUUGAGCUCCGGCUGCUGGCCGUUCUCGUUCACGCGCAGAGGCGCCCGCCCACUCAUCAUCACGCUGAUCGGACAGUCGAACUCUCUAGCGAGAGCCAGGAUCUCGAGAUCACCCCCCCACAUGCUGGUGGAUUCCAGCUUGUCGGUAUACUCCUCCACGUUGCGCACCUCCAUCUUUUCCUCGUCAAACAGAAACGGCGCAAACGUGUCCGGGUCAUUUCGUAUCUGGUUGGCUGCACGCGUGCGCAGUUCCUGGACCGUCAUGGUGAUGUUGUGUCGCUGUUGCAGCUGGUCAGCAAUUGACGCAAAUAGACAAUGUCCGUCGGGCGUGAUGUUAUGCUGCACUAGUCUGGCCGCAGUGCACAAAUCGGCAAUGUUCUUGAGCUCCAGAUCUUUCAAAUUUGGCUGUGCAUUGGCUUCGUUCUCGGCCUCUUGCUGCAACUUUUUGAAUUCGGCCUCUCUCUUGGCUAGCCGUUCUUUUUGUCUAUUGCGCUUUUUCUUAGGCUCUGUCUUCACUGCUGGCUCUUUUUCUGCGGACGUUUCUGAGUCCAGAUUCAUCUGAGCCAGCAGCUGCUCGGGUGUGAUCUCCUCUGCCUCCUGGGCCUCUCCAGUCAGCUCCCGUAACUCUCGUUCGUGUCUGUCCUUUAGAUCCUGUUCCAUCUGUUCAAUCCGUCGCAGGACCUCCUUGCGCGUUGACUUGGUCGCCUGCUUGCGCAUUCCCGUCGUGGCGGCCACCAGAUCGCGCGUCUCUUUUU
Molecule: messenger RNA, 2307 nt
Organism: Ogataea polymorpha
Lineage: Eukaryota; Fungi; Ascomycota; Pichiomycetes; Pichiales; Pichiaceae
Exons: 1
Coding region: 318-1472 (384 amino acids)
Cellular component (GO): cytoplasm
Molecular function (GO): ATP binding; ATP hydrolysis activity; GTP binding
Source: RefSeq, a predicted model, not a curated record